This is a messenger RNA of Spodoptera littoralis (African cotton leafworm), 1632 nucleotides long. The record is from the annotation of a GenBank genome assembly. Lineage: Eukaryota; Metazoa; Arthropoda; Insecta; Lepidoptera; Noctuidae.
AUGUUGGUCAGAAUGGAUCGUUGCUCCGCGCUGUCGCCGUCCACGCCUAGCAGCCGAGGCAUGGACAAGUACGAGCAGUUGGCAGUGGUUGGCGAAGGCUCGUACGGCGUGGUGCUUAAAUGCCGACGCCGGGACACGGGCCAGCUCGUCGCCAUCAAGAAAUUUUUGGAGACUGAAGAGGAUGCCGCGGUCCGAAAAAUGGCGCUCAGGGAGAUUCGGAUGCUCAAAAAACUCCGUCACGACCACUUGGUGAACAUGAUAGAAGUGUUCCGCCGCAAGAGACGCUUCUACCUGGUGUUCGAGUACCUCGACCAUACACUGCUGGACGAGUUGGAAGCGGCUCCAGGUGGACUGGGCGAGGACACUGCCAAGAAACACCUGUACCAACUCCUGAAGGGCAUUGACUACUGUCACCAGAAUUCUAUAAUCCAUCGUGACGUGAAACCAGAAAACGUCCUAGUAUCAAACGCGGGUAUAGUGAAGCUGUGUGACCUUGGGUUCGCGCGCGCCCUGGCAGCGCCCGGCGAGCCCUACACGGAGUACGUCGCUACGAGAUGGUACCGUGCUCCUGAACUACUCGUUGCAGAGCACAGGUAUGGUCCCGAGGUAGACAUUUGGGCAAUCGGUUGCCUGUUCGCGGAGAUGUUGACCGGUGACCCGCUGUUCCCUGGAGACUCCGACAUCGACCAGCUCGCGCUUAUUAUUAAAACUGUCGGUAAACUAGCUCCCCGACACCAGCAAGUAGUAUCCCGGCUGGCAGGCGGCGCCGCGCUGUCGACGUCAGGCGCGGCAGGUCGCGGCCUGCUGCCGGGCGCGGGCGCGGCGCGGGACUUACUGGCCGCGUGUCUGCGGACCGAGCCCAGGGCCAGGCCCGCCGCACAGGCACUGCUUAGACAUAAAUACUUCAUUGCAGACAAUUUUGUAGAGAAUUUCAACGCUGAACUGAGGAAGAAACUGGGAAAAGAGAUUGAUGCUCCACCGUCGCAACAGAGCACGGCCCGUGUCGCAGGCAAGCCGCGACAACAAUGGACGCUCAACAUUAUACCGGACCAAAGCAGGUCGCGGACGGACAGUACGGCAGGCGAAUCGCUCAUUGACUACCAUUACACUCCCAAUACAGAAGUCCAAAUGGAGACAGGUCCGAUUGAUAAGAAACCGCUUCGCGGACUCUGCGAGCCUGCGCAUGAAACUACACACUCAGACCACGGUGGACAACCGGGAGUGACGGCGCUGCCCCCCGCGUCCCGGCCCGCGCCACCCCGCUCACUCGCCCGGGCCAUCAACGACACGUUCCAAACAUUCCCUGUGCCAGUCAACACGUACCCGAGAACGCCAUACAUCAAGAAAGUGAACAACAAGUUAGUAAUGGACGAGGAGCUCCUCCGAGGUCGUGCGGCCGCGAAGAAGGGCAGCAAGAAGACCGCGCCCGAACUGUCCCUGCCUUACAUGCCGGGGGGUAAGCAGUGUAACAGGACUGGAGGGAACAGAGCAUCGAACAGUCCAGUGAAGAAAGCAAAGAAGCCGCUCCCCGCGUACCAGACCAUGUCCAAAGCAUACGACAACUGGGACGGUGUUCGUAGCGGCAUGGAGCUGACGUCGUCCAGAUCACCGACAAACCUUCCCUAUAUGUGA